CUUAACUAUGGUUCUCGGUCAGACGGGCGUCGUAUGUCUGCACACUCUGCAGUUCUUGGUUUCGGCGAGGAAUAUUCCACUUCCCCUGAUUCGAUUCCCCCUCCGACGAGGCGCGAUGAGGUCUGCGGCCGGCGGCGCCGCCUCAGGCACCGAUUUCGCCGACGCGCUGCCGUCCCCGAUCUCACCCGCCGCGGCCCCGUCCCACUCCAGCCCCGGCCGCCACUACUACCUCGCCGUCGACCGCCUCCAGUUCAAGAUGAGGACCCUCUUGGAGCUUCUAGGUGUUGUCGCUGACCGGCGCGGUGGGCUGCCGAUUUUCGUAUGCGUUUCGUCACGGGAUGAGCUUGAUGCCCUCUGUGCUGCCGUUGCCAACCUCCCCUUUGUGUCGUUAUCGCCGCUGUACAGUGAUCAGGCUGAAGCAGAGCGUGCAUCCAUUCUUGAGAAGUUCCGUCAAGCAACAACACAGUGGAAUCAGGCUACCAAAGCUACUGAUAUCGCCGAAAGUUCCAAGCCUGAAAGCAUGGGCUCGAAACUAUGCAUUAUAGUUGCAACAGAUGCUUGCUUACCUCUGGCAGCGAUGGCAGAGGCUCCCCUAAUGGCUCGUGUGCUGAUAAACUAUGAAUUGCCCACGAAGAAGGAAUCUUACUUAAGGCGUGUGUCAUCAUGCUUGGCAGCAGAUGGAAUUGUGAUUAACAUGGUUGUUGGUGGCGAGGUGGCAACACUGAGGGGUCUAGAAGAAACCAGUGGUCUGCUGAUUGCAGAGAUGCCAAUACAUGUUUCUGAAAUAUUAUGACAUUCUCAAUUGUACGGCAUUUCAGAAGUUACCAUUUUACUGCCACACUAACUACUUGAGGUUCUUAUUCUUUUUUUAGGGAAAUACUUAUGCUACUUCGAUUUGUGGAUUGCUUUCCAUUAUAUGUGCAUUGGUCCUAAAAUUAGAUCCCAUAAAGAAUUAGACUGAUGUUAAUUGGUUUUAGUCUACUGAGAAAUGGAAGAAUUUAGUCGUGUUUCAUCUUCCAGUGACAUCAUACUUUACUCCAUGCGUCAUAUUUUUUGUUAAUGCUGAUGUAUUAAUCCAAGUACUAUGGGAAUCAGAAUUUUCAGAUAACUACAGCCAUGAGAACCUUUUUCUAGGCAGCA
Messenger RNA from Phragmites australis (common reed), 1140 nucleotides. RefSeq lists its product as uncharacterized. Bases 8 to 793 code for a protein of 261 amino acids. NCBI's taxonomy places the organism in Eukaryota, Viridiplantae, Streptophyta, Magnoliopsida, Poales, Poaceae. The transcript has 7 exons. The record is from RefSeq and is a predicted model, not a curated record.